AUGAAGCAAAAUAUUGGACGGGGCGAAUUUUCUCAGUUCCCCAAAUUGUCACAGACAAGCUGCCAGGAAGACGACGUUUCAACUUACGUUCAACAUUUAAAUGCCCUCUAUUCAGAUUUUGAAUCUAGGUUUGAGGAUAUUUUGACUAUGAUAAUACCACCGUGGAUAAUUAAUCCAUAUGGUGACAUAGAAGAAACGAGUGUCAUAAUACAAGAGGAACUGACUGAACUAAGUACAAACGAAGAACUUAAGGUUCAGUUUAAAAACGGGUAUCAGCAAUUCUGGCUGCAAAACAACAUACCCGUUACUUAUCCCGUAUUAUGGAAUAUAGCGAGGAAAUUUUUAAUUUCCUUUCCAUCGUCAUACCUAGUGGAAAGGGGGUUCAGCGCUGUUACCAAUCUCCUAACGAAAAAAGAAACAGACUGGACAUCAUUAACCGAGGAGAUUUAA
Messenger RNA from Acanthoscelides obtectus, 450 nucleotides. NCBI's taxonomy places the organism in Eukaryota, Metazoa, Arthropoda, Insecta, Coleoptera, Chrysomelidae. The record is from the annotation of a GenBank genome assembly.